Messenger RNA from Cinara cedri, 26611 nucleotides. NCBI's taxonomy places the organism in Eukaryota, Metazoa, Arthropoda, Insecta, Hemiptera, Aphididae. The record is from the annotation of a GenBank genome assembly.
GGGAAAAAAAAUAUUUUUAAUCCGCGACGGGCCAGCAGCGACGAGGGCGACUAUUUUUGAUCACCGCGUUAGUCCCUCGGAUCUCGCAUUCGUUGCUGCUCAAACAUUUCAUACUUAGAAGUGCCGGACGAGAGAAUUGUACUCUGUAUAAUUUCCUCUUUUUUUCUUAACUCUCCGUGAUACUCUAUCGAUAAUAAACAUAAUAGUGUUCGGUGUUUAAAAUAAUAGUUUUAUUUUUCAAGUGGCUGCAGUGAAACGGGACUCGAAAAUCGUCCGAAACACCCGGACGAAAACAAACUUGAUGUGAGUUGUUUUUUUUUUUUUUUUUUAAUUUUUAGAUAGGUAUACAUUUUUUUUAAUGCAUUUUUAUUGUAUAUUUUUUUUUCGACUCGUUACAAAUCAAAAGUGUAAAAAUUAAUUUUCCUUUGGAAAAUACCUAUACACACUGUAGGUAUACGUAAUAUAUUGCGGGAAAAUAAUAAUGCUUACUUACUUUAUUUAUUUGUUUUGCAUAAUAAAUAUAUUAUUUUAUUAAACUAAUCAUCUUUCGGAUGUAAAUGUAUUGGCCUUAUGCUACAAAUUAUAUUAUAUUAUACCUAUACCUAUGAAUUUGAAAAUUUUUUCAUAUUCAUAGGUAAUAUAAAAAAAAAAAAAAAAAUGAUAUUUUAAGUAGAUACAGGUAAUUAUAGGUAUGGUACUUAAUUUAUUUUAAAAAAAAAACAACGAGGUAAAUUUUUUAAUUUUAAAUGUAAUAGGUAUUAUAUUAUUAUAUUGCUCAUUUAAUAUUCGAAUAUAAUAUACAUCGUGAUUGAUGAUGCAUUUUUAUAUUUUUACAAAUACCUAGCUACAUACUUAACUGUAUAACUACAGGUACCUAUCUACAUUUUUUUUUUUAUUUAUUUAUUUAUUUUUUUUAUUCGCUCUAUAACGAUUCGUUAAAGGUUAAAAUGAAUUGAUUUUGUUCGUUAACUGCGACUACUGACGCGGGAUAAUAAUAAUAUUUUGUUUAAUAAUUUGCCAAUAAUUAGAAUGAUUUCGUUUCCUUACGAUUAUAUUGGUGUACACAUAGGCAUAUAUAGUGUCACAAUAUUAUGUACAAAUUCCGAAUAGUUUCAACUGUCUAUGUCUAGAUAAAUAGUAACUGUAACGUGCAAUUUGAAUUAUUAUUCAGAAGGCUUAGUGUUUACACAUAGCGUGUGCACGUCAAUUAUUCCGCGAGGGGAACAUAAAUAUAAAAAAAAAAAAUAAAAAAUAUACAGUGUAAUAAUAUGAUGUGGGCAAUUUAGCAAUUAUUUUAACGUUUGACCUAAAAUUAUAAAUUUGUACGGCGAAACGUACAAUUUCACGUGCCGAAAACAAUUGGCACAGGUCAUGUAGAAAUAUCAUUUUACAAACGGCAGACUUUAAAAAUACUAAAACCUAGAAUCAUUUUUUUUUCACUCUGCAUAAAAUAUAUCUCCUAUGGCAACUUACCAAUAACAUGUGUUCCAUAAAAAUAUUAAUGGUAUUUAAACUAUAUAAUAAGAGGUGAACAGAAAUGUUUAUUUUCUGGUUCUCGCGCGGCGUUCUUAUACGUUAUAAUAACGAUCGUUUUCCCCCCAAAAAAAAUUAACUGUACCUACGAUUAAAAAUUGAUUGAUUUAAAAAAGAAAAGAAAAAUAAUGAAUUUUCUAAAACGAUUUACCUAAUUGUAGGUACCUGUAGUUAAUCGAAUACGACGUGUCUUCUGAAAAUGUCGGAGUUUCAAUUUUUUUUUUUUUAUUAAAUUCGUCAUUUUUUUUAUAAUUUUUUAAAGUUUAGAAAAAAUAACACACGGACAUGCUUCCCACGAUGCGUGGGUCACUGUUGUAGGUGAAAACUCGGGAAGGUAGAGGGGAAAUUUAAUCCACAUCUAUACGCAAAGAUUAAUCAUUGCUAACGAAAAACGAUUCGGAGAGAGUUCGGUUAUACACGUUUUGAAAGACUAUAAUAUUUACGAUUUUAAAUUAAUACAUUUUAUACAUUUGCCCUCCCCCCCCUCACACGUUGAUUAUGAAAACCCUUGGGAAAAUCAAUAAAUUACCACCCCGGUCAAAUUUCCAUUCUAAAAUUGUUGCGGCUUCUAAUAUUACGUUCGAAUGUUAUCUACGCGUGGGAACAUUGUUAAUAUAAAGUUUCGGCAGGCGCAAACAAUGGAAACUGUCGAAACGCCUAAGGUAGGUACCGUUAUUGUACCUAGACACAGUACAAUAAUAUGGGAUGCGGGCACGCGUAAUCAUCGGUGACAUAAUUGUACAAAUAAAACGACGGUUUUCGUUGCGUACGAAAACAUUGUUAAAACGGCAAUAAUAAUAAAUAGUAACGAACGUGUCGAAAUAAAAUGAUCAUUUUUUCGUCGGAUAUCCAGGGGGGAGAGAGAAAACCCGUCGAAAUGGCGACCAUUCUGGGACCAGCGGGGAUUUCACGGGGGAAAAGUGUAGCGCCGGGGGUACGUACACUACGAACUGCAAUAGUUUAGACGAAAAUAAAAUGAUAACGGCGUGUAGGCGACCGGGGGACAUGCGGCGGUUACACCGUAAAGCCGUAAUUAAUAGCGACGGCGAUAAGUAAUAAUAAAGCGUACGUCGUGGAAUUAAUUUUAAACGUAGGUACCGAUAAACAAUCAUGAUAAUGUUAUUAUAAAUUAUUAUUAUUACCCAUAGACGGGUACGACCUGCGUCGUAACAAUUAACACGCGACUCGUCGGCCGUCCCCCGCGCACGUUUCAAUUUCUUAUCACAUUGCACCGAACGCGUUAUUCCGUUCGGUUCGUCGCAGCCACUUUCUCGAAAUUCGUAUUUUGUCAUUUUUUUCGCGGCUGUGACUUUAUGACGCGCGCGCGGAUAGAGCGGACUCGGCUGGCGGGUACCGGUCGAACGAACGGAAUUUCACGCGUCCGUGUUUUGCACAAGUGUUUUCUUUUUUCUUCGCGCCGCACACGUUCAAUGUUCAAAAACAAUUGGAUGGUAAGCAACUACGAACUAUAUCACCGACGGUGAUAACCGAGUCUUAUCGUUGUUAUAGAAUUGUUCGUGACCAAAACGGUCCGACUCGAUAGUUUGGCGUGAGCACCGCUUUUCUAUUUUUCCCCCUAGACGGUUAAUAUUAAAUAUUCGGUACAGUUAAACGAACAAAUUGUGUUUGUCGAUCGAUUCAGAACGAUGUAAAUCGCGCAUAAAUGAGUUUUCGGGCUCUCCCGAACAAUAGUGCAAUUCGGUUUUUGGCGCUGCUUACGCCGAAAGCCUGCAGACUUGUUUCACUCGGGCGAUAGUACCUACUCGGGAUAUUACCCACGGGAGAGAAAUUACCGAACGUCGGGGAGAAAAAUAAAAAAUGUAAAGCGGCAUUACGAGACAUUAACGGGAAAACGCGCAGACAGCCGCGUACGCUGCCGUGUGCUGGCGAUAUCGAUAAUAAUAUUAAUAAGAUAAAAUCGUGACCGAGAACAAUCGAUUGGGGAGACCGGACCGCCGACCGGCACGGCGGCGUCGUGACGUCAGCGACCGACAAUCAGAUGCGCGACGGGCGGCCCGGCCGGGGUGGGGAACGAACCGGCUUCGUUGAUAACGGACGCCGUGUGUUUUACGUAAAACGUUCCGAUUGGCCGCCGCUCCGUCCGGUAGUCGUCCCGUCUCCGUCGCACCUGCAACGUAUACCCCGACGGCCGUUCCGUCGGUCUUUCUUUUCUUUUUUCUUGGUUUUUUUCCCCCGCGCUUCUUCCGCGCUCUCAAACACCCCCCUUCCGUCGUUACCAGUCGGGUUGGAAUCGUCGCUACCGCCACCUUUACACGCCAUUUACUACAGUAGUACAGUGCGUUUUACAAAAAAAAAAAAUUCUAUUGCAUUCAGCGUUACGUACGUACUCGUCAUAAUAAUAAUAAUAAUAAUAAUAAUAAUAAUAAUUUGCCGUACUGGCAAAUCAUUUUUUUUUUUUUUUUUCGGUGUCUACAACAUCAUUACUUUUGUCGUUAUUCGUAUCUUUCGUCGUUCCGAUUAAAAUAUCGCGUACCCGUUCCGCAGUAUUACAAUAAUAAUAUUUGCCUACAGUGUAUACACAUUAUAUAGAGGUAUAUAAUAUUAUUAAUUCACAUUGACGUUGAAAUUUUUACGCGCGCGCGACACGUCAAUCAACUGAUUUCGCGGCCCGUACACCACACGCUAUAGAUAUAUAAAUCUUAUGCCGCAAUGCUGAGACGCUAAAGGUUUGUAUCAUAUAUUGUAAUUAUCGACUCUAAAAUGUACAUCCAACGGUACUGUCUACACGCCGACACGGCAAUGGUCGUAUGUUACCUUUACCCAUUACGGUUCCGAAACGUUUAAAACAGUGUACGCCACCAACGUCAUUACUAAUCGUCGCUGCUUUCUGUAAAUCAUAUUUCAACAUAAAUACCUCGUGGUCAAUGCGUUUCUUUCGUUUCACCUUUUGAGUAGGUCGUUGACAGUAACCAAAUAUAAUAUCACGGCCCGUAGGAAGGUGCACGGUACAGGCAGUAACUGGGUGUAUGUACAGUUAUAAAUACCUUUGAUAAUCUGAACUAGGUACAUUGUGGAUGCGAUAGAAUAUCUAGUCUAGGUCAAUAUACAUUGUCAUGGUGUUGUCCCAAUUUUCGUUGACACUAUGUACACAUUACAUAUGCAUGACACUUGUUAGACCAAAAUUAAAAAUUUUGCAUAUCUACUCGUUAAUCCCCCUAACGUUUAUUAUCUAAUAAAAUGUACUAAAUCUGGCAUGUACUUAAUAUUUUAAGGAUAAAAAGCGUAUCAGUAAAUAUGAUAAAUAGAGAUUAAUAAAUUGUGUAAGCAGUAGACUAAUUAUCAAGGCUAACAGUUUUUAUCUGCAUGUAGGUAGCUAAUUUUAUAAUGCAAAUGCAAUUUUUAUAAUGUAUAUUAAAUGAGGGGUUCAUAUUAAUAAAGUUAAUUAUGAUAUUUUGUUCAGUAGUUUUUAGCCUUGUGAGCAUUAAAUUUUAAAAUUUUAAUAAAACACUCAUGUACCUAACUUACCUAUUACCUAGCAGUUAAAUAUUAGGUUUUUUGAAGAAGAAGAAUUCUAUGAUAUUACCAAUCAUCUACAUUACAAAUAAUUAACAAAUGUUCUGAUUUGUUUAGGUAUGUUUUAAAAAAUAGUUAUUGGACUGUAAUUGUUUAUUUUGCACAUAAGUGUGUCAACAUUUUUGUAUUCAUUAUUAUAAUUUAUUAUUUAUAUUAUAUUAAUUUGUAACUUCUUCAUUAUUUUGAUUGCAAUCAUAGUAGAGUAUCAACUCCAUAUUUGAUUAUUGUCUUUAAUAUAUUAAUUAAUUUUUCUUUAAUCAAUAUUUUUGUUUGUGUAGUCGUAUAAGUGUUUAUAAUAAUUACAGAUUAUCAGUUAACAAAAUGUAUGUACCUAAUAUUUUUGGAAGGAUUAUUAUUUUAUUUAAUUAAAAAUCAAUCUAUACGAGUGUUAGGAAUAGGUACCUUCUUAUAUACAUUUCAGUUAAUACUUACAUACCUACCUAGUACCUAUUUAAGAUGUAAAUAAGCAAAAAUCGCUAACCAUCCGUAAUAUACAUGUAUGUUACGAAUUUUUAAAUUACUUAGUAAAAAUUAAAGUAGUUUAAAACACUAUGUGGGUACCUAUUUAGACAACUUUAGACUUCAUGGAUUAAUAGGUACAUUAAUUAUUUUCACAGAUUAAAAAUCAAAUAUUUAUUGUUAGUAUUUGUAUUACUAUUGUACUCCGAUUUUCUUUGAUCCAUGAAUGUUUUAGACACUGUUGUUUUAUGUAUGUUAAUUUAUUUAUUUAUUUUCAGAGGAUAUACAAAGGAUCACUGUGAAUGUUAUAUUAAAGGAUCAUUAUUUUAAACCACCAAGCCGUCCACAAUGGAGGACGCCCACGCGAAAACCGUGGAUGAAGUAAAAAACUUCUUCAACGUAGAUCCAGAAAAAGGUCUAACACCAGAUCAAAUAAAACAAUAUCAAGCCAAAUAUGGACCAAAUGGUAUGUAUUAUAAAUUUAUAAAUGUAUAGAUAGGUACACCUAUGUGUUUCAUAAUUCCCUUUUGCCUUUGAACAUUUUAUGGCAUCCUUGAUGGUGUCUUUUCAAAAACAUACUAUAGGUAGUUAAAAUAUAACUAAAUCGUACUUAAGAAUAAAUAAAAAAAAUAUAACAAAUUUUAACAUCAUAUAUUUUAAUCAUAACAUUUCAAUACAGCAGGUUUUUAUUUAUAUUUAAAAUGGUUAACUUUAUAACAUAUAUUAUUCUGUCAAUUGUGCUGUUUUAAUAAACUAAAUUUCCCUUUUUAUUCCCUAGUUAUUGAUUCUUGAAGUUUGCCUGUUACCUACUUAAGACAUUUUUUUAAGAUUGUACAUAUUCAAAUAUGUACUUAAAUAAUUAUUUAUUGAACAAUUAUAACAUUUUUAUCUUACAGUUUUGAUUUUAAAUUAACCAAAUUCAUCUUAAAUAGCUUAUAUUUGAAAUAUUUUAUUUUUUAACAAGUGCAUUCAAUAUUUUUAGAUUAUUAUAUAAAUUAAAAUUACUUUCUUAACUAUUUGUCAUUAUAAUUUGUUGGCCGAUUUCAAAUAGAUACCUAAUUUAUUGAUUCUUUUAAAAAAUACUUAUGGGACCAAUGGAAAAUUGCUACUUUACAUGUAAUAUGGUAACACUGUAGUUACAUUUCUAAAAAUAUGAGUAGCUUACUUUUUUUGUUGGAAAAAAAAAAAGGAAUUUCAUUGACUUUUUCAUACAUAUAAAAUUUAGUACCUUAAAUAUUAAUUCUUAAAAUUAAAUUGAAGUAUUCCUAAUAUAGUCAAAGAAAGCUCUUUAAAGUCAUUCAGAACUGAACUCUUUUUGAUUAUAAGUCAAAUUUGUUUGUCCUGGCUGAGUAAUGAAAAUAUUCUUUUGAUCAAAAAAUCUCUUUAAGUUACAAAAUUUGCUCUAUUUUCAUAUGAAUAAUAUUUAGUACUGGUGCACAAUACGCUACCAAUAUCGCUACAGAAGAAUAGUACUCUACUUUUAACCACUGAUAGUUUUAUAAUACUGUUUCAUCAAUGUUCCAGAGUUUUUUGUUGAAAUUUCCUUUAAAAAAAAAAAUAAAAUUACACUGAACAUGAUCAAAAUAUAUAAUUUAAAUAUUUGUUAGGUAUUUAUUUCAUAAAUAUGCAACACUUAUAAAAAUCAAUUAAACUGUUUAAUUAGCCUUUUGAUACCUAUCAUCUAAUAAUGUUUUUUUGUCAUUUUUGGGACAAUAUUACCUAACAGUUACCAAGCAAUUAUUAUUGCGUAUCUCAAUUUACCAAAAGUACAUUUUUUAAAAAUUUAAUUGGUGUAUAAUGAUAAUUAUAAAAUAUGACCAAAUGCACUCAUAAUUUUUUAUUCAAAACUUUUAAUCCACAAAAUUAAUGUUUUUAUGAAUAAAGUUUAACAAGUUUUAAUAUUUUUUAUACUAAACUUUAUGUUGUGAAUCUACCAGUCAUUUGAAUAUUAAUAAAUUUAUAAUUUAUGGUACAAUAUAUUAGUAUUUGUAUUAAAUACCUAAGUAGUAAAUUAAUUUAAUUGUAGUACAUUUUUAUUUAUAAAGUUUUUUUUUUGUUUUAGGAUUCCAAGCACAUAAUUAAAUAAAAUCCUUGCAAUAGAAAUUUUUUUUUAAAUAUUUUUGCUGAUCGUAAUUUUUUAAGCACGUUUAUUCCAGAGAUAGUUUAUAGAUCAUUUUUUGGAAAUUUUUUUCUAAGCUCUAAUUAUGAGACUCAAGUUCCUAAAAAAUAAUUAGUUUUUAGUUGACCUAAUAUAUAAUAUAAAAUUUAAAUUUAUUAUCAAAGUUAUCAUAUCUAUUUAGUUGUAUUAGAUAAUAGAACGUAUACCUAAUCAUAUAAAAUAAAUAAUACAUGUUUUAGGUAUUUUAUUUUUGUUUGAGAAAAAUAACAUUUAUAAAAUUAUAAUUUAUGUAAACUUUGUCAUUGAAUUUUAAAGUUAUAUUAUUUUCAAGAAUUUUCAUUUAUAAUUAUAUUUUUUGUACUUAUUACUUAAUUAACAUGGGUAAAUCUUGUUUAUUCUUUUAUUAGUAAAUUGUAUAAUAAGUUACAAAUUACAAUGUAAUAGUUGUCCAUGAAAGCAUUCAAAAAAAGAUUUAGUUUUGUAUAACCUUGACCAAUAUUUUAACACAAUUUGGAAGUAUUUGUUUAUAUUUUUAUUAAUGUUCUUGAAAUUAAAUAAUUAUAUUAAAUUAAUUGGAUAUAUGUAAAGUUUAGAGGUUUUUCUAUUAAAAUAUUAGUUUUUAUAAGCAGUUUGUCAUGAGUUGAUAAAAAUGAUUUUUAAGUAUUUAACUUUUUUGAAUUUAAUAUUAAAAUAUAUUCUUGAGAAAGCCUAAAUAUCUAUGAAUUUAAAUAUAAUAGGUAUCUAUAUAUUUUUUCUUGGAAAUAUGAUUUAUAGUAUUACUAAUUGUAUUACAAAUUAAAAUACCUUAACCAAUAUUAAUUUUAUUAUUCAUUAUAGUAGGUAAACAUUUUAAUUUGAAUAUUGAUAAAUAAUAAUAUUUAUAACUUUUAUCAUAAAUAGUUAAUCAUUAAACUAAGAACUUGUCUAAUACAGUUGGGCGCAUAAAUAUAUUUGUAUACAUACACUUGUCUUUGGGAAAAGUAAUUUAAUGAAACCUGUUUAAUUGCACUGAAUUGUUUUUAAAACUAAUUGCUUUUACAAUAUACAAUUUAUUUAUUAAAUAACUAUCUUUUUUUUUCCCAAGUGUUAUUAUUGUAGGUAUACACCUAAUUAUUACAUCAGUGUAUUGUUCCAAAUUCAACUUUCCAAGUUUUACUGUAAAAAUUAGUUGAAAUGUUAGGUUAUCAAUAAGGUUUUACUUUGCUUGUUGCAAACUAUUAUGUAAUAUUACUAAUAUUCUAUCUCCAUUGGCAAGUAUGUAUGUUGCAUACAUGAUCAUAUAAUUUUUUUUAAACUUCAUUUAAUGUGUAUGCUACAUAACCACAUAGAUAUAUACAUUUUAUCUCUAUUACUCUUAUCUGUUUUUCAAAUGUUCAUAAAUAUAUAAUAAUUGGUAUCAUAGUUUUCAAAAACACAAAAUUAGUAUACCUAACUUGAUAGCCCUGGUAUUUUAUAAAAAUAUAUACAUAUAUAUAUAUAUAUAUUACCUAAUGAGUUAUAGUAGUAUUAUAAAUUAGUUUUUACUGUAUGAAAAGAAAUUGGAUAACAAUUUUAAAAAGGUAAACUUUUAUUUUAAAUUUAGAUGUGUGAAAAUUAUAGAACUGAAAAGAAAACAUUUGAAUGAUCUUAAAUUAACUUUAUAACCUUUAUUGCUUAGAAUUUAGAAUUAUUUUUAAUAAAUACACAAUUUUACUAUGUUUGAGACACAUUUAAAUGUACAAUUGUCAAAAAUCAAUGGUAUCUUCAUAUUAUUAUAUAUUUGUUUUCAUUAAAAUGUAUACUAUCGGGAAGUGUAUUGGGUUAAAACAUGAUUAUUUUAUGGUGCUUAAUAAUAUGACUGAAAUAUUUAUCUAUUGUAUUAUCACAAGUUAUUCUAUUGUUAUUAUAAAAAUACAUUUUUUUUUCAGAAUUGCCCGCUGAAGAAGGUAAGAACACAAUCAAUUAAUUAUACAUAGUUUUUGAAUUGAAAUUUAUAUUUGAUUAUACUCACUUAAACUACUUAAACAUUAAAUAACCGCGGUUAAAAUACUUUUUUUUUAUCGUUUAAACCAUUUGUAUUUGAAAUAAUUCUUAUAUAGUUAAACAAAUAAAAAUUAUCACUUUUUUUAUAUUAAUGGUCUUUAAAAAUAAUUAACCUCUACAUUUGAAAUAAGUGAAUAAGGUUUUACAAUUAAAUUGUUUUUAAAUUUUUAAGCUUGAUGUUUAAGUUAAUUUUUAUAAUAGAUCAGGAUGUUCACUAAUUACCACACAAUCACAAAACAUAAAAUAGUUGAAAAUCAAAAUACUUAUCCUAGAAAAAUAGACUAUAUAUAAAAUGCAAUAGAUCUUAUUUUACAUAAUACAACCAUUAGAAUAAUGUUUAGCUUAAAGUUUAUUAUUUUUAUAGAGUAUAAUAUAAAACAUGUGUAUAACCAAAAUUUUAGGCAAAUCAAUUUGGCAACUUAUCCUCGAACAGUUCGAUGACCUACUAGUUAAAAUUUUACUAUUAGCUGCUAUUAUAUCUUUUGUAAGUAAUAUAUUUUUUACUCAAAUGUAUUUUAUUCAUUAUCUAACUUUUUUUUUUUUAUAUAGGUAUUAGCAUUAUUUGAGGAACACGAUGACCUAAAUGAAACACUUACAGCUUUUGUGGAACCAUUUGUUAUAUUACUUAUUUUAAUAGCUAAUGCUGUAGUUGGAGUAUGGCAGGUAAUUAUUUUAAUUUUUGACUACUCAGUUAUAUGUGCAUGUGGGUUUAAAUCUUUAAUCAUACGAUUUUCAAAUUAUUUGAUAGUCUACUGUUGUAUUAAAUAUUAAUAUGAUAUGAGUAUUAUCAACUUUUAAUAGUUAAUAAAUAAAUAGAAAAAUUUUAACAAUUAGACUUUUUUAAUUAUUAGUUAUAGUAUUUAGCACAAAACAUACUUAAUUAAUUGAUAGUACCUACUAGCUAUUGUGUUAAAUGUCGAAGUUCUCAAAAUAAUUAGCCUUUCUGGCUAUAUUUCAAAGUAUUAAAGUAAUUAAUAAAUAAUGAUAUAAAUAACUUCUGGCAAAAUGUGUUUUAGGUAGGUGUUAAAAAAUUAAUAAAAAUUCAUUACAAUCUAUUCAAUCGAUUGUUAUAAUUAGAUAUUUUAUUGUUCUAAAUAAAUAAGGAAUUUGAAAAUCUCUUUUGUUUGUAUGUAAAAACUUUUUAGUGGCCCUGGCAGUUGAUGAUUGAUAUAUAAUUUUGGCUCCAUAUUAAAUUAAUUGGCAUUAGUAUCAUUCACCCACAGAUUUUUUUCAAGCACGCACUUAGUGAAGUAUUUUAUUAUUUUCUUGUACUAAAAGUGCAGGCAUUCAUUUUUAGAACUAUGUUGGUUGGAUCUCUGUAUUAAGUUUCAUUAAGUUUCUUAUCUAUUAAUUUUUUGUGAAAAUUUAGAGUAAUCUCAUUUGGCAUAAAAAAUAUACCUAUCAUCUGUAACAAUUGAUCUAGCUCAUGUGCUAAAUUAUUAUUUUAAUACAAAUAAACUAAGAGUAUCUAAUAGUUUUGUUUUUCUAUAAUUUAUCUUUUGUAUUUAUUUAUAAUUCUCAGGAACGAAAUGCAGAGUCAGCCAUUGAGGCACUUAAGGAAUAUGAACCAGAAAUGGGUAAAGUUGUCAGAGGUGACAAAUCUGGUGUACAAAAAGUCAGGGCGAAAGAAAUUGUACCUGGUGAUGUUGUAGAAAUAUCUGUGGGAGACAAAAUUCCUGCUGAUAUUAGGUUAAUUAAAAUUUAUUCGACUACUUUGAGAAUUGAUCAGUCCAUUUUGACAGGAGAAUCGAUUUCUGUAAUAAAACAUACAGACGCUAUUCCAGAUCCAAGGGCUGUGAACCAGGUUGGUAUUUAAUAAUUUAAUAAUAAUAAUAUUGCAUUAAUAAAUAACCUAAUUAUUUUUUUUGUUUUAUUUUAGGACAAAAAAAAUAUUUUGUUCAGUGGUACAAAUGUUGCGGCUGGUAAAGCUAGGGGUAUUGUAAUGGGCACUGGAUUAAAUACUGCUAUUGGUAAAAUCCGAACAGAGAUGAGCGAGACUGAAGAAAUCAAAACACCUUUGCAACAAAAAUUAGAUGAAUUUGGUGAACAACUCAGUAAAGUAAUUUCAAUCAUUUGUGUUGCUGUCUGGGCUAUCAACAUUGGUACAUAGUUACAUCUAAUUAUUUAUUUAUUUAUUAUUAAUAUUUUUUAUAUAUUACCUUAAAUACUUAUACUGACUCAUGAUUUACUUUAUAGGUCAUUUCAAUGACCCCGCCCAUGGUGGAUCUUGGCUCAAGGGGGCAAUCUACUAUUUCAAAAUUGCUGUCGCCUUAGCUGUAGCUGCCAUUCCAGAAGGUUUACCAGCUGUUAUCACUACUUGUUUGGCUUUAGGUACCCGUCGUAUGGCUAAAAAGAAUGCAAUUGUCAGAUCGUUACCUUCAGUUGAAACCCUUGGUUGUACAUCUGUUAUUUGCUCUGACAAAACUGGUACAUUAACCACAAAUCAAAUGUCUGUUAGCAGGUAAAAAAAAAAAAAAAACAACUUAUUUUAUAAAAGUAUGCCUUGUCUUUAUAAUUUAACUAUUUCAAUAGGAUGUUCAUUUUUGAAAAUAUCGAAGGAAAUGACAGUUCAUUUACUGAAUUUGAGAUCACAGGAUCAACUUAUGAACCAAUUGGUGAAGUAUUCCUUGAUGGCCAAAAAGUCAAAACUUCAGAAUAUGAAGCAUUAAAUGAAAUGGGAACAAUUUGUGUGAUGUGUAAUGAUUCAGCUAUUGAUUUUAACGAAUUCAAACAAGCUUUUGAAAAGGUACACAUAGUAAGAUGAUCCUAAUGUUUAACAUUUCAUAAUUUUUAAAUUAUUAUAGGUUGGUGAAGCCACUGAGACUGCUCUAAUAGUAUUGGCAGAAAAAAUGAAUCCAAAUAAUGUUUCUAAAAUUGGAUUGGACCGCAGAACAACAGCCAUUGUUGUCAGAAAUGAUAUUGAAACCAAAUGGAAGAAAGAAUUUACACUGGAAUUCUCUAGAGAUCGUAAAUCUAUGUCUUCUUACUGUGUUCCUAUUAAACCUAGCAAACUGGGAACCAGCCCCAAAUUGUUUGUUAAAGGAGCACCAGAAGGUGUUCUUGAAAGAUGUUCUCAUGCCAGAGUUGGCUCUCAAAAAGUAAUUGUUUUGAUUUUAUCUAUGUGUAAUUGUUAUUAAACAUCUUGAUCUUGUUAAUUAAGGUUCCUUUGACAAAUGCACUCAAGAACCGUAUCCUAGAAUUAACCCGUAAAUAUGGUACUGGACGUGAUACCCUCCGUUGUUUAGCUCUUGCUACUGCCGAUAACCCAGUUAAACCAGAACAAAUGGACUUGAAUGAUUCAAAUAAGUUCUAUACAUAUGAAGUAAAUUUGACUUUCGUUGGAGUAGUUGGUAUGUUAGACCCUCCUCGUAAAGAAGUAUUUGACUCAAUCCAGAGGUGCAGAGCUGCUGGUAUAAGAGUUAUUGUUAUUACUGGUGACAACAAGGUUUGCAUUUUAUAGAUUUACCUUUACAACUUAUAUAUACUAAUUGGUGUGUUAAUUUCUAGGCUACUGCUGAAGCUAUUUGCCGUAGAAUUGGUGUAUUUACUGAAGAUGAAGAUACAACUGGAAAAUCAUAUUCAGGACGAGAAUUUGAUGAUCUCUCUUUGGCUGACCAAAAAGCUGCUGUAGCUAGAGCUCGUCUGUUUUCUCGUGUAGAACCUGCUCACAAAUCUAAAAUUGUUGAAUACUUACAAAGCAUGAAUGAAAUUUCUGCUAUGGUAAAUUUUUAAGUUCAAUAUUUUUAAGCAAAAUCAACCUAUAUAAUGCAUUAUAUGUAAUCUGUAUUUUAGACUGGUGAUGGUGUGAAUGAUGCUCCAGCGUUAAAGAAAGCUGAAAUUGGUAUUGCUAUGGGUUCUGGAACAGCCGUUGCUAAAUCAGCAUCAGAAAUGGUAUUAGCUGAUGAUAACUUCUCAUCUAUUGUGGCUGCAGUUGAAGAAGGCAGAGCUAUUUAUAACAACAUGAAACAAUUCAUCAGAUAUUUGAUUUCAUCCAAUAUUGGUGAAGUUGUUAGUAUUUUCUUGACUGCUGCACUUGGAUUACCUGAAGCUUUGAUUCCUGUACAACUUUUGUGGGUUAAUUUGGUUACUGAUGGUUUACCAGCUACUGCACUUGGUUUCAAUCCACCUGAUCUUGAUAUCAUGGACAAAGUAAUGAAAAAUUAAUUUGAAUGUUUUAAUUUAAAAUAUGUGUAUUUUUUACUCAUGGUCUAUUUUUGUGAAGCCUCCACGUAAAAGUGAUGAAGGUUUGAUUUCUGGCUGGUUGUUCUUCCGUUAUAUGGCUAUUGGUGGAUAUGUAGGUGCUGCUACAGUUGGUGCUGCUGCAUGGUGGUUUAUGUACUGUGAAGAUGGACCACAAAUUUCUUAUUAUCAACUGGUAUAAUGUUUAAAAUUAAUAAUAUUAAACUAAAAUUAACUAACUUUUUUUGUUAGACUCACCAUUUAUCUUGCAUAAGCGGUGGAAAUGAGUUCAGAGGUCUUGACUGUGCAGUAUUCCAUGAUCCUCAUCCAAUGACAAUGGCUCUCUCUGUAUUGGUCACAAUUGAAAUGUUGAACGCAAUGAACAGGUAUGUUAGAUUAAUUUUCUUUAAAUUUUUUAUAAAAAUUAAAUAUAAAAAAUAUAAUUUUUAGUAUGAAUUUAUGGUUUUUUUUUUGUUUUUUUCAUAGUUUAUCAGAAAACCAAUCUUUGAUUAGUAUGCCACCAUGGUCGAAUUUGUGGCUUAUUGGUUCCAUGUUGUUGUCAUUUACUCUUCACUUUGUUAUUCUCCAUGUUGACUUCUUAUCGGUUUGUUAAAAAAAACAAUACUUUUUACAUUAUAUUUCAGUAACUCAAAAUGUAUGAGUUCUUUGUAUAAAUCGAUCUUUUUUUUAAUUUUCAGACUGUGUUCCAAGUUACUCCACUUACCUUUGAUGAAUGGAUUACAGUAAUGAAGUUCUCUAUACCUGUAGUACUUUUGGAUGAGACUUUGAAAUUUGUUGCUCGCCGGUUCACUGACGGUAAGAGCGUUAUCGCAACGGUGUGGGGUAUCGUGCUCAUGUGGUCCGUGUUUUUCGCCAUCAUCGUUUACGGACCCUUGUAAUGGACACAAGAAGGCCACCGUCCUUUAUGCUUCUUUUCCCCAAAAAAUUAUAUUUGAAAAAACACAUUCUGAUACAUGUACAAAAAAUUUCUCUGGCAAUUAAACAAUUUUUAAAUUAUUUUUUCUUUGCUUUUUCGUAUUGUGACACAAAAUUAAGACUGAAAAAAACUAACCCACCCCCUUAAGUAAAAACCAAAAAUAGAAAUUUGAUUGCCUUUAACACAUUGUUUUUAUUAUAGUUAAUUUUUAGAAAUGCUCUAUUAGAGACAUCUAACUCUUUGUAAGCUUGUAGUAAGCCUCAACAGAAAAGAAAAUCAUGUUUAAUUUUAAGAUGUUCAGCAUUUAUUGUUGGGUAAGAAAAUAGUUCUAAAAUAAUGUGUUUGGCGUGCCUUUGGUCCAGUGAUUUUUAUGCAUAUGGUAAGGUGUGUUUAGAAUAAUGGACGAAUCGUUUGUGAUUUAUCACUGCCAAUAAGAUGUUUUAUACUUGUAUUUUGUAUUAAUAUUAUUAUUUUUUCAUUUUUCAAAAAUUAACAUCUGGUGUGUGAUUUAAAUUAAUGUGUUAUAAUGCUUAAAUUACAUGCAAAUUAUAUUUGACCCAACAUCAGUUUGCACAUAAUUAAUAUUACUUUUCAAUCCAUUAGGUAAUUUCUGAACUUUUUAAUUUACAAUAAACAUUAUAAUAUAGUGUGUGGGUACAACAUAUCGGUCUAAAAUUUUGUACUAUUAUAAUAUAUAGAUAUAUGCAUUUGUUUAGUUUUAAUAAAUAUAAUUUAGUAAUAAAUUUAUAUGUAUAGGCUAUUCAAAAUGUGCGAUUUAUCAUUGGUUAAAGUAAAUUUUGAAAAAUGUUGUAUUUAUUAAAUCUACUUACUAUGUAGUAUAUAUAUAUUAUAUUAUACUAUAGUAUAGUAUGAUGCAGUAAAAUAUAAAAACAUCAUGCUGUGGGAUAGAAUUAAAUAUUAAAAUAAUAAUAAAUCGCAUAUUUAACAUUUCUAUUCUAUGAUCUAUUAGUUAUCUAUGAAUGGUGUUUUUAGUCAACUAUUAAAAUAUAAUGCGGUCAUUAAUAUUUUUACACAUUUAUACAAUAAGGUAUUUUAAACGAUUUGAUAACACCAAAAUUAUAGGCCUUAAUUUAAAGAAUGUAUUAAUUUAUAUAACUGCAUUUUUUUUUAUAUAUAUAUAUAUAUAUUUUAUAGAUUUUUUUUCAACAGAUCUUAUAUUCUGUUAAUCUAGUAAAUUGUUUUUUUUUUUUUUUUUUUUUUUUUUUUUCUUAACAAUUUGGUAUUAUCAAAAAUUCAGGAUAGUGUGUAACAAAUUUGGGUAUACUUUUUCUAAAACAAUUCUUUUUGUAAGCUUUUUUUCAAUCAUUCCAUUUUUUUCUUUCUAAUCUAUUGAAUUCAAAUGGGUGGGUAAAUUUUUAAGUAAUACAGAAUAAUUGACGAGUCAUUGUAUAUUUCCAUUACAUUUUUAUUGAUAUAAUUUAUACUUUUGUCUUGAUAUUAAUUAAAAUAAUGCAACAAUUAAAUGUUGUAUUAUUGUGCCAAUCUAAAUUGUUAACAGUCUAUUUCAAAUAGCAUACAACAAUAAAAUAUAGAAUGUAUACAAUGAGUAAUAAUUAUUUUAAAUAAAAAUAAGUACAAAAUUAUUUUUAUAUGCAUAAAAGUCAUCAAUUUCAAAAUAAUUUAUUUUGUCCCAGUCAAUCAUUCUGUAUUUUAAAGUAAAUUCAAAUAUCCAAAUUUUUUUUAUACAUUUACCUAUUAUUAAAAUAUUAAUAUUCUACUAGUAGUUAAUUAGAAACACAUUUGUAAAUAUGUUUGUUUGUUUAAAUAUUACAAUUAACAAUAAAACAUUUGAUUAUUGUUUUGUUAAAUAAAAAAAACUUAAUGAAAUCUUUUCAUGCCUUUAAUGCAAACAUAUCACUGGUGGAAUUUUCUUAAAGAUCAUCAGUAAUCCUCGUAUAUGUCUGGAAUUUAUCGCACUUUUGAUGUCUUAUCUAAUAAUUAAGCUUGUGUUAGGUUUUGUCACAACAGGUGAUUACUGGUGGUCAUGUCAUAAGACAUGAUAUACACCAAAUUAUUACGCUGCACCAACUCGCUUUAUUUUAAUUCACACGUAAUGAUUUAAAACAACAAAAAACAGUUCCAGCGUAAUCAUACUAAAUUUGGGAAUGAUCUCGUAUUAUCAAUUCGGUGUAAUAAAAAAAAAAAACAACAAGCCACAUUUUUGUGACUGUACAAUUAAAUAAAAGUCGACCGAUCGUGUAGUGCUAUUGCUGCUCUCUCCACUUAACAAACUAUUGAAACGGUUAACCCCGAGAUCGUUCCCUGUGCGUGCGUAAGCCUAGGAAUAAACCUAGAACACACGCCUGUACAAUUUAAUGACGUUUAUAAUAAUUAUAUUUUUAUUUUUUUUUUCAUUUAUUUACCGUGUGAAGCUUCUUUAACAACUAAUAUCGUUCAUAAAAGUUCAGCGUGGUGUAAUUGUAUUAUAAUAUUAUUAUAUAAUAUGAUGAUGAUGUUGUUGUUUAUCCGCGUGAUGAAAUAUAUAACUUAUAGGUUCGCAAUCGACUAUAGCCCGUUAUUAUGAUAUCGACGGUCAAAAAGUAGAACGGGACAACGGGAUGCCGGCGGGCAAACCGCACGCCGAAUAAAAAUAAAUGACGUUUUUUUUUUGAAGUUUGUCCACCCCCCAACACCCACCCCUUUUCGUCCGUGUACGCGCGAUUUUAUGAUUUCGUGUCGCGGUAAAAUGCAACCACCGCCGUCGACCAAUGUUUGUUUGUUUGUACGUUUGUUUUUUUUUUUUUUUUAAUUAUUUAUUUAGAAGUAGUAGUAGUUUUUAAUUUCGUUUUUUGUUUUUAUUAUUAUUAUUAUUAUUAUUAUGUGUACAUAGUAUUAAUACAAUAAUAAUAUAUUAUAGCGUGAGUGAUUUUUUUUUUUUUUUUUUUUUUAUCAAUUACGCGGCACAUAAUUCACGCGUUAAGACCGAAUAUAUAUAUAUAUUAUUAUCGGAUUAUGUAUUCGCGAUUAAUACGGACGUUAUUAUUUGUUUGUUUUUUUUUUUUCCUCUAGUAUAUUUAAUUUUUACAUUUUGACUAUUGAGUAAAUAUUAUUAAUUACCUGUAACGUUUAUUGUAGACGCGUAGUGUAACGAUAUUAAUCGAUUGUGCUUGCCGCUUAUUUUUGUCCGUAAAAACGUAUUUCGACGCCAGUCGCACAUUUUACACACAUCAUUCCUCCCGUUUUCUCCGUGUCUCUCUCGCUCACUCACUCACUCUCUCUCACUCUCUCUCUCUCUCGGAUUUAAACACAAUUAUCUAUUAUAAUAAUAAUACCGUCCGCUUUUUUUUAUUAUUGUUUACCGUGUGUUUCGUUCGCGCAAUCGGAUCGCAAUCUAUUUGACACGAUAAUAUAUUUUUACGGCGUGUCCAUAUUAUAGUGUCGUACGCUUUCCCCCUACACCCCCCCCCCUCCCGGACAUGACGUUUUCGUAAAAAGUGCGUUAAUUUUAGACGAACGUAAGCGAAUUCUUGUAGAAAUAUUGCACGCUGUAGUUGAGUUUUUUUUUUCUUAUCGAUUUCGCCCGCGGUAGAAUGUUAUUGUUAAUCUAAUUCAUUUUUUUUUUUUUUUUUGUAACGCGUUUAUGUAUGAUAUUUUAUUCGAUACGAACGGCAUUUCUAGCAGUUCUUGUCAAAUAUCCGGCGUUUCGUUCGAACCCCCGUUUUAAGGAAUAACGAAAUAUUUUCUAUGUUCGCGAAUGCUAUACGAGAUAUUAUGUAUCGGUAACUGUACGUCCUCCUCCCCCAACCCAUAGGUACACGUCCGGUGCGUAAAAUUCAAAGGAAAAAAAAUCCCGGUGGUUUACGAUACUUUGCGCGCCCUAUACACACACACACAUAAUAACAUAACAUAUCACGAUUAGUUCACAAUAAGAGUACUUUCAAAAACACAAAAUCUCAAUGAUUUUUACUAUAAUAUAAAAUAUGCGUACGCCUCUAAUGUAUAUUGUUGAAUUGUUUGUUAAUGUUUAAUCGUACGUGAUUUUAUAAUAAUAUAAGAUUCAAAUUUAUUCUCGUAAUUUUUAUGUUAACAACGCAAUAACUACUGUUACCGCAGGGAAUCUAGUGGAUUUGGCUGGACAAUUUUUUUGGUAAAUUGAUUUCAAACGACCAGUAAAACCCCCCCCGAGUAACGCGAUAAAAUCGCCCGAUUAUAUAUUGUUCCGUCGAAAACGGCCAAAAAAAUCGUCCGGCUAUGUUUCGCUCCGUUCGUAGUUAUUCGUAAUCUAAUGUGUAUACUACACGACUCCGAAAUGCUGUGAAAAUACGCGAUUUCGUCCGAACAUCCGUAAAUGUAUGUUUGAUAAAAUAAAAAGAAAAAUUAUUACGAUAAAUAAAACGGUUUUUCGGUCAAUAACAAUUGCUCGUUGUUAUUAUUGUUGUUAUUAUUAUUAUUAUUAUUAUUAUUAUUAUUGAUGCCGGGAGUGGUCCGGAUUAACGGUUAUUAAUUUAUCUGUUUACUCUGCGUGUUGUCGCGUCUCGCCGGGAUUAACCGCGUCGACGGCGAAAUCGCCGCGAACCCGCCGGUAUUUUUCGGCGGCCUUUUAACAUUUUUCCCCUCCGCCGACCCGGCGGUUAAAUGACGACGACUCUCGGGUCGUGUCGUUUAUCCGUCUCUAUGUCUCUCCGAAACCGCCGACCGUAACGUCUACCCGGACAAUGUUCAUUCGAUUACCGCGGCGGCGGCGUGUCGUCGAUGCGCGAACAGCGGAAACGCGCCACACCGGUGUACAACACGCGCGUGCCGUGAGACGUCCGUAAUUCGUCGCAGUGGCGGCGCGAGAUGUUUUUACGUAUCGCCACCGCUGACCAAUUGUCUGCGACCCGGCGCGUAAAGUUCGGAGGGGCCCCCGUCCGCGUUCCUCUGCCCAAGUCCCGCGGCGGCACUGAAAAAAACAACCCCCGACUUCGCGCCGCCGCCGCCGAUUUAUCGUACUGAAUCGUUGCGUGUUACGGCAAUUACUCGUGGGCGCGCGAACGUUUCGCGGGCGGGAUCGGUUUAAGCCAGUGCCGAGCACACACAUUCAGUCCGGAUUCGCUUUGUUGGAAAUUUCAAAUCAAAUAUUCGCGGACAAAGAUUUGAAAAAAAAAAAUAUAUCGUUACGCGACUAGAAACUAUUCAUGUGCGUUGAUAUUCGUAAUUGUGUUUAAUACUCGGAUUGACCCGUCGAACUUUUGCCCGGCACCGGUUUAAGCACCUCCCGUAAUGUCGAUUUGAAAAAAAAAAAAAUAAAUAAAUAAAUACGCGUAUUCAAAGUAUUUACUUGACAAGUUUGGGAGGGGGGAGGUGGCUGAACACUCCGAACCUUCUCCCCGUAUUGUGACGACAAUGUAGUACUUGCUCCUAACACGAAUUUUUUUUCGAUUCGUUGCGUUACAAUAAGCCGCCGUAGUGUUUUUUUUUUUUUUUUUUUUUUAUUUAGUCGGUUUUAUUCACUAACAAGUUUUUCGUUAUUGGACAUACCUAACAGUAUAUUUUGUAAAACAUUAAUAACCGCCGUGCGAAGAAACCGCGGGGCUGUCUGUCAACACAGCGAAUGUAUACAACAACAGGUACACACUCCGCGUACCCUACCGCCGAAAAGAAGCCACUCAAAGGUAUGUAUGUUAACGCUUUUUUCUUUUUCAUUAAUAAUAUUUAAAUAAUCGCUGUGAACAGCGUAAUAUUCGUUUCGCGGUUUCGUACCGUAGAAACUAUAAAUCGGUCGCUAACGAUUGCGUGAAAUCAUUCUCGCUUUCGUCCCCCCGAGGAGAAGAACUGUUUUCCACUGGGCUACUCGGGUGAAACGGUGAAAAAACGCGGUUCGCUCGGAAUCUGUUGAAUCCUUUGAAACGAUUUUUCGACAUUCUUUGUGUAAACAGAGCACUCUAUCUUUGUCUUAUCCCUUACGAACACGCCGGCGGCAUUUCCCUCGGUCGUCGGAAUCCCGCGCCGGAUCCGAUUUCCAACAUUAUUAUAAACGUUGCCGAUUCGGUACGGUGUCCGCGGACCUUUGUGACCCGAGACGAAAAAAUCUCACUACUACUACAAUGGCGGCCUUAACGCGAUACGAUUCGAAUUCGGCCGGGCGUGUCGAUUCAAAACGAACCAACGAGAACUGCAUUAACAUCCUUAUAAUGACGAAUGCCGGUAUGUAACAGUCUCUUGUAUUCCGCAUCAACGAUUAUCAUUCCGUUGUUUUUUUUUGACCGUGGCAUUUUCUCUGUCCACAAACGGACACGCGGUUGAUUCCGUUAGACUCCCGGUAGCGUGAGAUUUUGCUUAGUAUGUUGCUACUGGAACGCGGACAGUAGAUUUUGUGAGAAAAUAUUGAAUAUAGUGAAGGGUAAAAAGUAACCGAGGAACGUCGAACAGUACAGUACAGACGUGAAGGUCUCGUCAAUCUGCACACGGAGUGUUUGUUUGUUUUUUUUUUUUUUAACGGAGGGCGCGCAGUGGACAAUCGGAAAUCGUCAAAUGUUUCGGUCCACUGUCUUCUCUCGAUCGCCUUUUUCGGCACGCGGGCGUUAGGUGUACUGUGGGUAAGUGAACCCCCCACAGGAUUUAUGAUACCGCGUACACUAGUCGCUCGGCAAUUCGAAAAACUCUAUAAAUCGGACUAAACGCUUGGUGGUUCCCCGAGAAAACCUCCAUAAUUAGAAGAAAGUACGUACAUGUAUUCCGGUCCUCUCGGUAAUUCCGAAUUAUUAUGCCUGUCGGCGAUGGGAGGCACUCGGCAAUUCGAAAUUUUUCGUCACAACCUGUACCUAGUCGAAUUUCUCAAUUACUGUAAGCACGUGUACAAGCGCAACAAUUAAUUCAUCUGUAACGCGUACGCAACAAUAUAUGUUAUACUCAGAUGCUCGACGCGCAAACAAAUUUUCACCUCCCUUUAAUUCGGAUCGAUCGGUUUUUUCCCCUCUCGUUUUUUAUUCGAACACUGUCGGUGAAUCGAAAACCUCUGUAGAUCGAAGUAUUUUAGAUCGGUGCCACGGAAAUUUCGAAUUGCCGGGUGACUGCGCCGCGGCCGUAGACGUGGAACGCGCGCGCCCGACGGCGAAACGCACGCCAAUAACAAUACACGCGCGUCGGUCGUGCGGCGCGUUUCUCGUGACGGACGGGCGACUUUCGCGACGGGGUUCGUGCGUUUUUUGUCCGGGGGGUCGAAAAUGACCCGCGGGCGGAAAUAUCAUCGCCGGGAUCGCUGUGCAGGGGCGUCGGAGUGCCGAAGCUAUUCGUUUUUUCCCCUCGAAAUCAAUUCACCGCCGUCGUGGCGCAAUAUUAUUGUUAUUGGGUUCUCGGCCGCGGUAAAAAAAAAAAAAAAACCGAAAGAAAAACGCCGCGCGCGGAGACAGCACACGAGUUCUUUUUCCGUCCCGGCGCGCGCGCACAGUUUCGCGUCCGCGGCGGUUUCGUUUUGUUGGCAAUGACCCGUCCCGUUCGACAUUCAGACGACGACGAUAUUUCUAUCGACACUGCCAACGCGUUUUUGCAGGGGCUGGGGCCGAGAACGGACGGAAGCUCCCGUCGCGCGUUAAAAAUACCGCUGUUUUUUUUUUUUUCUACCGUGCGUUUUCCUCAUCGCCGUGACGUCUCUACACGCGAAAUAUUAAGUAGCACAUUUAUGUUGUUGUUGCGCCUGCCGUCCGGGCGCGCGCGCCGUUUUCAAUGUCGUUUCGGCGAACAAAAAUAAAACCGCGCGUUAAUAAAUGUCGUGUAACGGCCGAGAUUGUCCGUUUGCCGAAAAAUAAAACAAGUCGCCGCCGCGUAAAAAUAACAACGAUAAAACGAUGACGAACCGACGGAGAACGGUCGUUGGCCCGGGCGUGUAUUUUCAACGGACCCUGUCCCGAGUACGGGCCGAAACGUAACCGCGCCCGAGAGUGCCUAGGGUUUUCGCAAAACUUGACCUACUUGGCCCGGACACCGGGGCGUUUUUUUUUUUUUUUUUUUUUCUAUCGAAUGCCGACCGCGCGUCCGUUGUGUUCCCCUCGUCGUUAAAAAAAAAAAAAAAAACCAAACAAACAGAUAAACCGAUUAAUCGCCCGCUUAGCUUUUGGACAUUAUUCAGUUACACCCGUCCAGUGAGAGUAUUUCCCGCAUAAAAUAAUGGCGUCCGGGGCACGCGGGCAAGGAGAAUCUUCCGAACCUGCUUUUGAAAAGAAUUCCCUGUCCGACAAUGCCCCCUCCCCCGACCCCGAGGAAACGCGCGUCCUACGCGUCGCGAAUGCCCUGUACCGCCGAACGGGCGACAAUACGCCGCGGGCGCAGGGAAAACGGAAAACGUUAACCUACCCGUUGUUGGUUGGUCCGAACCCGAUGCCACAAUGAAGUCGGCGCGCAAAGUGUAACCCGGAACCGGACCGACGACGAAAAAUCGGGACGGGCCGGGCAGUGAACUCCGCGUGCGGUCUGUAAACGCGCGGCUGCUGGACAGUGGUCGCGGUUUUCCGGGGGAGACGAGUCGGAUCCGUCCGCUCGGACGCGCGUUUUCCGGGUUUUUCUCGCCGAUAUAUUUCGUCGUCCGCGGGUCGUCUGUUUAACGUCAACCCCAGACUACCGCGAACUAUCGGAAGACGUGAUUCGCGUUCGCGUCGUUUCGAACACAAACCCGUCUUUUUUUUUUCCAGCGAAAUUAACCGCGGGAAUCGGUGGGUAAUUUAAAAGCCGGAUCCUAAAAAAAUGACGUUUUCCAAUCAAUAUUAUGUCAUGGUUUUUUCUCGUCACUUGACCGAAAUACGUGCGUUUCCCGCAUUAGGUGACUCGUAGUUUUCGUAUUUCGGGGCCAAUGGGAUGGGUAGAUACGACCACCCGAGUCUCUCCCCCCCCCCGCGCACUCCGCACUGUACGGCGUUGCGACGUUUGUAAUAGUCGUUCAGAGGUUUGAAACAGAUUUCACGCGGAUCCAAUAGAUUAGAUGAGAACGGCGAGAUUUACGAAACCAAUAAUAGUUCUCGUUAAAACCAUCGCCGGAUGGAAACUCGUGAGAUUACGUUUCCCGAAAAUUCCCCGCCCUCCGCGAACCUUUUUGAAUAUAUUUCGCGGGGGUUUCCCCCCCCGAGUUCAACAGUUCUACUUGAUAUUACGUUUAGAUAGGUGUGCCUAAUACGAACUAACAAACGUUUGGCGUCCCGCCGCCGUUUUAUUGCGCUUUCGGUACUUAAACCGGCGGUCCAAGUAUACACUUGUUUGUAGCGAUGUGAAACGAGAGAGUUCGAACAGUAACGAAAUACACGCUAUUAUUUUAUUGCCGGCCGAACGAUAAUUUUCGGUCGUGAUUAUUGUAUUUUUUUCGUAAAACCGUCCUAUUUGUGUUUUCAGUUUCCUUGUCGGUGCAACAGCAAUGGUGAAGAGGCCCCGGUCGCCCGUCGCGUGGACGCCGCACAACAGACACACGUCACAACACCCGAGAGGCGAACUUGGCGUACGCGUUCGAAAAAAAUUACAACAAUAGAAUUUCAACCAACACGACACGGGACGGCGGAAUACCAUCGCAACAACACGACGUGUAUAAGAUAAAAAAAAAAAAAAAUAGGACAAAAUUGAAAAACGCAAAAAAAAAAAAAAAAAAAAAAAAAACAAAUAUAAUAAUAAAAUAAUAACGUAGUCGGCGUAUAAUAAAAUCAUUAUUGUAUAAUAAAUAUAGUUAGACUGUUUAUUGGUUUAGGUAUAGACAAAGUACAAAACGAACAUAUAUUUUAAUAAAUUAUACGUCUUCUUCAAAUAUAUACAUAUAUAUAUAUAUAUUGUAUUAUUAUUAUUAUUAUUAUUAUUAUUAUUACAUUGUAUUAUUGUUAGCGUUGUUAUACCAUAUUAUUAUGAUAAAUAAUAAUGGAAAAAAAAAAAAAAAAAAAACAAAUAUAAUAAUAAAAUAAUAACGUAGUCGGCGUCAGUGCUGGUGUGUUAUUUGCGCUUGAAAAAUAAAAAUAAAAUAAUAACAGUAAUAAUAGAACGGGACGACCUGUUCGGGGAGUAGGGGUCCGUGCCUAUCAGACCCGAACGCGAUUUUAUUUGUUUUGCGUGCCGCCCUCAAGUGGCAUUUUUAUUUUUUGCGUCGUGUUACGGGCGUCCCGCCGCGUAAAACGUCAACGGCACACGAGCGCGCCCGAUCGCAUCCCAUCGUUUUCCGCAAACGCCGGACUUCCGUAAAAUUAGGUGCCCGAUAAUAUAAACCACAACAAUGUCUUCUUCCCGCUUGUUAUAACCGCCGUUUGUCACACGGUUGUCCCCUACAAAGUUGUCUGGUUCAACUUAUACCCGUGAGAAAAUCACCGUUGAUGUUGCGGAUAACGUUAUUUAUUGUUAAUACGAUAAAUGGCCGUUUUGUAUGAAGCGCGUGUAUUCAGGGUCCCGGCAAUCGUGCUGCCAUCAUACAUUAUUACUAUUUUUUUUUUAUAUAAACUGACCAUAUUAAUAUACAUCGUAUUUUCCAGUCAAAAAUGAUAAAUGUCACCUUUUUUUUUUUACUACGAGUACCUAACCAUCAUAUCGCUCUAACGACAAUUGGUAAUUUCCGUGAUGGCAUUCAUGUGUCAGGUCGCGAUGUACCGUAUGUGAUGUACACUUUCUAGCGAUUUCACGUAAAUACAAUACAGUUUUUGCAUCAUAGUAUUUAUGAUUAAAUGAUUUUAAAAUUCAACUAUACACUUCAAAAUCCACAGAGACAAAGUGGUAUUGAUACGUCUGAGUACAUAAAUACAUAUUAUUUUACACUAAUAUGUCAAUUCAUUGAAAAUAAACAAAAUAUUCAAGUUAAUAUAACAUAUUUAAUUCCAAUAAUAAUAAUAAAAAAAUGUUAAUAAUAAAGCUUAUAAUAGAUAUUAGAUAUUAUAGAAUAGCUUAUUGUCUUUUAUUUUGUUUCGCACAUUUAAAAAUAAUACUUAAUUUAUUUGUCAAUAACACAUUAAUAAUUAAUUUAAAAUAUAUUUUAUAUAGAACUAUAUAAAAAUAAAAAUAUUGUAAAAUUGAAAAAUUGUAUAAAUAAUAAAAACUUACCACAUAAUUAAUUGACAGAUCAUAAUUUUAUUUAUUUCUAAAAUAAUUGUGUAAAAACUAGUUUUUUAUGCUGGAAAUUUAACAUUUUCCUAGUACCAUAGCCAACAAGGCCAUUCUUACAUACAUACCAUACUCGGCUUGUCUAAAGUAUGCGGCUCUAGGAUCUGAAUCGAAUUCUGGACUGAUUUCGAAAACUCUGGGCAAUGGGUGCAUGACAAUCAUCUUGCGUUUUGCUUUGUUCAUCACUUCAGGAGUGACCACAAACAGGCCACAUGCAUUUUGGUAGCUACUAUCGUCAGGGAAUCUUUCUCGCUGUAUGCGUGUCAUGUAUAGUACAUCAGUCUUGGGUAGAGCUUCUUCGAGAGAAGAAAAGUUUUCUUGUGGAACACCCUGAGCAGCGACAAACUGGAUUACAGAUGUAGGCAUUCCCAGGUUUGGAGGACUCACGUACCGUAAAUUUACUUUAUAUAGAGUCAACAACCUAAAUGGAAAAUAGGGUUUAUUGGGUAAAAGAUAAAAUCAGACAAAUGUAUGAGUCAUUUCAAUAUUAUUUACCUAGCAAGGGAAUGUACAGUUCUGCCAUUUUUAAGAUCGCCGACUAAUGUAAUAGUCAGGCCAUUGACAGUACCAAUUUCUUCUCUGAUCGUAAAUAUAUCUAGUAACGCUUGCGUAGGAUGUUCUCCCGUUCCGUCUCCAGCGUUCAACAUAGGCUUACGACAAUGCCUAGCAGCAGUCUACACAAAUACACAAAGGCAAACCAUUUUGGAUAAUAAUAAUUAUAUACAAAUACCAAAUAUCUUACCCUAACUGCACCAGGUUCUGGAUGUCGCAUAACA